GGCGCCCAGAGAAGACAAGUGGCUCCGGACGCGGGACACGAAGAGCCCGGCAUUACAGUGAGAGGGAGGAGAAGCGGAGGCUUGGGGAGCGCGUUCGCCAUGGGGCUGGAGACGGCGUGCGAGCUGGAGAGCGCGGCGCUGGGCGCGCUGCUGCGGGAGCCACGCGAGGCAGAGAGCACACUGCUGCUUGACUGCCGCCCGUUCCUGGCCUUCUGCCGGCGGCACGUGCGCGGCGCGCGGCCGGUGCCCUGGAACGCGCUGCUGCGGCGCCGAGCGCGCGGGCCCCCAGCCGCUGCCCUCGCCUGCCUGCUGCCCGACCGCUUGCUGCGGGCGCGCCUGGCCCGCGGAGAGCUGGCGCGCGCCGUUGUGCUGGACGAGGGCGGGGCCUCGGUGGCCGAGUUGCGGCCCGACGGCCCGGCGCACGUGCUGCUCGCCGCGCUGCUGUACGAGACUCGCACGGGCGCCACCGCCGUGUGCUUCCUGCGAGGAGGCUUCGAUGGCUUCCAGGCUUGCUGUCCCGAUCUGUGCUCCGAGGGUCCCGCCCCGAUGCUGCCCCCUGCAGGGGCCGAAAACAGCAGCUCCGACCUCGGGGUUCCCAUCUAUGACCAGGGUGGCCCCGUGGAGAUCCUGCCAUUCCUCUACCUGGGCAGCUGCAGUCACUCGUCAGACCUGCAGGGCCUUCGGGCCUGCGGCAUCACAGCAGUCCUCAAUGUGUCUGCCAGCUGCCCCAACCACUUUGAGGGCUUGCUGCGCUACAAGAGCAUCCCGGUGGAGGACAACCAGAUGGCGGAGAUCAGUGUGUGGUUUCAGGAGGCCAUAGGCUUCAUUGACUCGGUGAAGAACAGCGGUGGCCGGGUGCUGGUACACUGCCAAGCAGGCAUCUCGCGCUCUGCCACCAUUUGCCUGGCAUACCUGAUCCAGAGCCGCCGCGUGAGGCUGGACGAGGCCUUUGACUUUGUAAAGCAGCGCCGGGGUGUCAUCUCCCCCAACUUUAGCUUCAUGGGGCAGCUGCUACAGUUUGAGACACAGGUGCUGUGUCAUUGAGGCAGGGCCGUCUGCCUGCUGCCAGGGCCCCCUGAUGUCUGAGGGGCCCAAAGGUGGACAUGUGGGGUCCUCUGUGGCCGAGUGCAUCCUUCAUGUGGUGAGGGGAUGCUACCUCCUCUGAAUCUGAAAAGCCCCAACUGAGAAAUGCAGGGAUGCUGGCCUUUGUGACCUGGUGCUCUUCUGCUGAGGACUUAAGGGCUGGCCCUUAUUCAGGGUCAAGGACAGAGUCUGCUCUCUCCUGCCCCACCUUGGCAGAAAUUAACUGGACUCUACACACCAGACUCUGGCCCCAGUGCCAUGUUGAAGCCAGAGAGCCCCAAGGAACAAGCUGUGACAACCAGGAGCCCGUUUUGGGGGCGGUCCUGGAGCCCAGGCCCUAUGCUCCUGGAGGAGCCAAGAAUUUGGAAGUGACGCAUAUUAUGUCACAUAAAGGACCUUUUGCUUGCGUGUGUCUGUGCGCAAGCGUUUCUUGCCUGUGUUGGCGCUGGAGUUAUUUGUGCCUAACUGACAUUUAACACUCCUCCCCCACUUCCUCCCAGCCCUGUGGGUGAGGGUUGGAAACUUAGCACUUUAUAUUUAUACAGAACAUGGGGGGGUGUCAAUAAAAUAUUUGUUUUGUU
Molecule: messenger RNA, 1664 nt
Organism: Heterocephalus glaber (naked mole-rat)
Lineage: Eukaryota; Metazoa; Chordata; Mammalia; Rodentia; Bathyergidae
Gene: Dusp2
Product: dual specificity phosphatase 2
Biological process (GO): negative regulation of MAPK cascade; endoderm formation; protein dephosphorylation
Cellular component (GO): cytoplasm; nucleus
Molecular function (GO): MAP kinase tyrosine/serine/threonine phosphatase activity
Source: RefSeq, a predicted model, not a curated record